AUGUCGUUUUUUGGAGCUGCAUCGUCGUCCACUACAGCCAACACGGCCGCGGCCGCGGACAAGGAUAUCGAGGUUGCGGACCCCCCAACCGAUUCUAUCUCGUCCCUCUCGUUUUCGUCACAAGCAGACUAUCUUGCGGUGGCGAGCUGGGAUAAUAACGUCCGGAUAUACGAGGUGGGCCAGAAUGGUCAGACACAAGGCAAGGCGAUGUACGCACAUCAAGGGCCUGUGCUAAGUGUCUGCUGGAACAAAGACGGAACAAAGAUCUUGUCGGGCGGCGCAGACAAUGCUGGUCGCAUGUUCGACAUUACAACUGGGCAAUCAACCCAAGUGGCACAGCACGAUGCUCCCAUCAAAUGCGUUCGUUGGAUUGAGUCUCCACAAGGGGGCGUCCUCGUGACCGGCAGUUGGGAUAAGACGUUAAAGUACUGGGAUCUGCGCACUCCGAAUCCCGUUUCGACUGUGCAAUUGCCAGAGCGGUGUUAUACCCUAGAUGUAGUCUACCCCUUGAUGGUGGUAGGAACCGCCGAGCGCCACAUCCAAAUUUUCAACCUCUCAAAUCCUACUACCGCAUUUAAGACAAUGGCGUCGCCCCUGAAGUGGCAGACACGAGUUGUGUCGUGCUUCCCCGCAGCAGAUGGGUUUGCAGUUGGCAGCGUCGAAGGCCGCGUUGCAAUUCAAUAUGUAGAUGACAAAAAUUCCAGCAAUAACUUCUCUUUCAAAUGUCAUCGACGAGACCAGUCACCAACGCAGAAAGAUCAAUCUCUGGUGUACGCUGUCAACGAUAUUUCAUUCCAUCCUGUUCACGGAACAUUCUCAACAUGCGGGGCUGAUGGAACCAUCAACUACUGGGACAAGGAUGCCCGCACGCGUCUCAAGUCCUUUGAUCCUGCUCCUGGGCCGAUUGCUACGACGUGCUUUAACCGCACCGGGACGAUCUUUGCCUACGCUGUCUCGUAUGAUUGGUCGAAAGGGCACUCUGGGAUGACGCCCAGUCAUCCUAACAAAGUGAUGCUUCACGCCUGUAAAGACGAGGAAGUGAAACGCAAGCCCGCUAAGACACGAUAAUCGCUCGGCGCCGCGCUGCCAUUGGUUUUUCACGGUCAUAUGCGGAGAAGGGCCCUCAGUUGCAAGUCCACAUCUCUCGGAUGUGUGCAUGUAUUCUACAUGGGAAAAACGGGUCCGCAAAAAGGAGUAUGCUUCACUAUCAGUGUAUUUUGUAGCGUAGAAGUACUGAUUUUUCGCUGUCGAAUCUGUAUCCGCUGCGCCGCCUGGAUUGAGAUUAUUAUCAAAU
Molecule: messenger RNA, 1294 nt
Organism: Postia placenta MAD-698-R-SB12
Lineage: Eukaryota; Fungi; Basidiomycota; Agaricomycetes; Polyporales; Adustoporiaceae
Exons: 9
Coding region: 1-1068 (355 amino acids)
Biological process (GO): RNA export from nucleus; transcription-dependent tethering of RNA polymerase II gene DNA at nuclear periphery
Cellular component (GO): nuclear pore
Molecular function (GO): ubiquitin binding; RNA binding
Source: RefSeq, a predicted model, not a curated record